UGUUGAAGAAUCUUAAAAAGAUUUAUAAAAUUUUCAUAUUUUACUAAGAAUAAUUUAGAAGACUAAAAAAUCAUUUAAAAGAUUCAAAUAGAUUUUAUUUUUUAAGCUUUUUAGAAACAUUUUCCCUCUUAAAUAUUUAAAUUAAAUCCUCUUGAAAUUUCUUCAAAAUUUGAAAAUAUUUUUCUUCUAAAAUUGUUUUUAUUAUUUAAAAAAUUAAAAAUUCAAUUUAAAAUUAUUUUCAUAUUAAUUGUAUUCCCAAUUUCCAUAUAAGUUCACUUUAUGCUUUUUAUGGCAUCAUUCAAAAUUAAUUCAACAAUACUUACCUAUAUAAUCACGAGUUAAUUCUCCACUUAUUAUUAUUAUUAUUAUUAUUUUUAAAUUUUUAAUUUUUAAUUUUUAAUUUUUGUCUUUAACUCCAACUCAAAUUGGAAAUUAAAUAGAAUACGGGCUUGGGUUGGAUUGGGUCCGAAGUCUACUUACCGCACUCUUAAAUUACCAGGGACGAAAGAAGUACCGCUUCUCACAAUUCACAACUCUGUUCUUCACUUUCCUUCGAAUCUUCUCUCACGCGAACAAGGCCCUAACCCCUAACUUCCUUUCAGAGACCCUCUCUUUCUGAGCCAUGGACAUCAGCAUCACAGUACUUCCCGCCGGCGAGGGAUCGGGCACUGCUGGUCCGUUGUUCUCCGUCUCUCCUUCGUCUUCUUCAUCCAAGAAAAUCAAGCGUUUCGAAACCAAGAAGUGGAACGCCGUCGCCCUCUGGGCUUGGGAUAUGGUUGUGGAUACUUGCGCUAUUUGCAGGAACCACAUCAUGGAGCAUUGUAUUGAAUGCCAAGCUAAUCAAGGUAGUGCAACUAGCAACGAGUGUACUGUUGCUUGGGGCGUAUGCAACCAUGCCUUCCACUUCCACUGCAUAAGUCGGUGGCUCAAAACCCGCCAUGUUUGUCCAUUGGAUAACAGUGAGUGGGAUUUUCAGAAAUACGGUCACUAGAACCUGUGGCAGCAAUCAGGGACAUUCAAAUACCUCAUUUUCAUUUUUCUUUUGAACCGGCCACUUGGAGGUGGAGAAGCUGGAGCCGCAUAUUUCUAUCCUUCUAUUUUCUACUUCAUUACAGCGUUUCUUAGUUUCUGAACAGCAUUUUGGAUGUGAACCAGUUUGUAUUAUGAUGAUUGAGUUUGGUUCUUUCCACUUUGAUUUCAUAUAGAAGCUUAUUCAAUUUUCAA
Vitis vinifera (wine grape) is the source of this 1224-nucleotide messenger RNA. Its product is annotated as RING-box protein 1a. Gene Ontology annotation, cellular component: nucleus; cullin-RING ubiquitin ligase complex. Gene Ontology annotation, molecular function: cullin family protein binding; ubiquitin protein ligase activity; zinc ion binding. Bases 623 to 991 code for a protein of 122 amino acids. Gene Ontology annotation, biological process: protein ubiquitination; ubiquitin-dependent protein catabolic process. The transcript is spliced from 5 exons. NCBI's taxonomy places the organism in Eukaryota, Viridiplantae, Streptophyta, Magnoliopsida, Vitales, Vitaceae. The record is from RefSeq and is a predicted model, not a curated record.